Messenger RNA from Lotus japonicus, 2236 nucleotides. Its product is annotated as cysteine-rich receptor-like protein kinase 10. Lineage: Eukaryota; Viridiplantae; Streptophyta; Magnoliopsida; Fabales; Fabaceae. The transcript has 7 exons. Gene Ontology annotation, molecular function: protein serine/threonine kinase activity; ATP binding. The coding region runs from base 78 to 2063 and encodes 661 amino acids. Gene Ontology annotation, biological process: protein phosphorylation. The record is from RefSeq and is a predicted model, not a curated record.
AUGCAUCCCAUACUUGACACUUGACACUAAGCUAAUGCUGAGACUGGUUACCAUAUAUUACCAACACAGACACAGUCAUGGCUUCGCUCCUUUCACUGUUUAUCACCUUCUUCUUCUUCUUCUUCACCACUGAAGCACAAGACACUCCCGUUUAUCUUUACAAAAACUGCUCAACCAACACCACCACCACCAACAGCGCCUACCACCUCCACCUCAGAACCCUCCUCAACUCCCUCUCCUCCAACGCCACCGAAUUCCACAACUCCACCGUUGCCGGAACCUCCCCCUCCGACACCGCCUACGGACUCUUCAUGUGCCGCGGCGACGUCGACCCCGCCAUUUGCCACCAGUGCGUCGUCAACGCCACACACCGCCUGCAAACUGAGUGCUCCCUCUCCAACCAGGCGAUCAUAUGGUACGACGAGUGCACUGUUCGCUACUCCAACCGCUCCUUCUUCUCCACGGUCGAUACCAGACCCCGCCUUGGCCUCCUCAACACCGCCAACAUCUCCAACCAGGAAACCUUCAUGCGGUUGCUCUUCCGAACCAUGAACUCAACCGCUGACGCUGCUUCGAAAUCUUCAAUCGGUGAGAAGAAGUACGCGACGAUGCAAGCCAACAUCUCAGGGUUUCAGUCGCUGUACUGUUUGGCGCAGUGCACGCCGGAUCUCUCGCCGUCGGAUUGCAGAAGGUGCCUCACCGGUGUGAUUGGAGAUCUUCCAUGGUGCUGUCAGGGGAAGCAGGGUGGAAGGGUUCUCUAUCCCAGCUGUAAUAUCAGGUAUGAGCUUUAUCCUUUCUAUCGCACCACUGCUUCCUCGCCACCGCCGCAGCCUCUUCUUCUUCCUCCCAUCACAACUCCAGCAAAUUCGGAAGGAAGCAGUGGCAUCUCAGCAGGGACUAUUGUUGCAAUUGUGGUUCCAAUUACAGUGGCUGUGCUUCUAUUCAUCCUUGGUUAUUGUUUCUUGAUUAAAAGAGCAAAGAAGAAGCGUGAUUCUGUACAUCAAGGAAAGACUGCAUCUGAUAUCACCAAUGUGGAGUCCUUGCAAUUCGAUUUCGGCACAAUUGAAGCCGCCACAAACAAUUUCUCUGCAGAUAACAGACUGGGUGAAGGUGGAUUUGGUGAGGUUUUCAAGGGCACUCUUACAAGUGGAAAAGAAAUAGCUGUUAAGAGACUCUCCAAAAGCUCUGGACAAGGUGCAGAAGAAUUUAAGAAUGAAGUGGUGGUGGUUGCCAAGCUUCAACACAGAAAUUUGGCCAGGCUUCUUGGAUUUUGCUUGCAAGGAGAAGAAAAGAUACUUGUUUAUGAAUAUGUGGCCAACAAAAGUCUUGACUACAUCCUUUUCGAUCCUGAAAAGCAAAGGCAGUUGGAUUGGUCAAGACGUUACAAGAUUAUUAAAGGGAUCGCUCGAGGCAUUCUAUAUCUUCAUGAAGAUUCCAGGCUUAGAAUUAUACAUCGUGAUCUCAAAGCUAGCAACAUAUUGUUGGAUGGAGAUAUGAAUCCAAAAAUCUCAGAUUUUGGCAUGGCAAGAAUAUUCGGAGUUGAUCAAACUCAAGGGAACACCAGCAGAAUUGUAGGGACAUAUGGUUACAUGUCUCCAGAGUAUGCAAUGCAUGGAGAGUUCUCUGUUAAGUCUGAUGUAUACAGUUUCGGAGUCCUCCUUAUGGAGAUCAUAAGUGGCAAGAAGAAUAGCUCUUUCUAUCAAACAGAAGGUGCUGAGGAUCUAUUGAGCUAUGCAUGGAAUCUUUGGAAGAAUGGAGCACCUUUGGAACUGAUGGAUCCUGUUUUAAGGGAAUCUCAUGCUCCAAACGAAGUUAUGAGAAGCAUCCAUAUUGGUUUGCUCUGUGUCCAAGAAGAUCCAGCUGACAGACCCACGAUGGCAAGCAUAGUUCUUAUGCUAGACAGUAACACUGUUACUCUUCCAACUCCAAAGCAGCCUGCAUUUUUCGUUCAUAGUGGAACUGAUUCAAACAUGCAAAAGGAGCUUCAGUUAGAUCAAUCUACAACAAAGUCAAUAACAAUGUCUGUGAAUGAGAUGUCAAUAAGUGAAAUGGACCCUCGAUAAUUAAGCUUGAUUGCUUGGAGAUUUUAAUCAAUGUCAUUUAAAUAUUAUCUUUGUCUACCUAGUUAUAAUGAGUCUUAGUUUCAUAUGACGCAUGUAUUGUAUGUUUGUAUUAUAGUUCUUAUUCUUAUUUUUCAAAGUGAAAUAAUACAGUCUACUUGUAUGUUUGUAUUAUA